CCCGAUAGUGGAAUCCAGUGAUUUUGUAUUGAAUGCUACGUUAGGGCAAUCAAUUUCAAUGAAAUGCCAUAUAUGGUCGUACCCACAUCCAUCUUAUACAGUGUGGAAACUAGAGGAUAGUUUGCUAUCAUCCAGUUCUAGAUACAAGACUGAAAUAAUGGGUUUAAACCCUAUAGAACAGGAUUCUUUGCUAACUAUUUCGUCUAUUACCACUGAUGACUUUGGUGUGUAUGCCUGUAGAGUGUACAAUACUAUUGGAUCUGCUAUGGCUAUUCAUAUUAUACAAGAUGUUAAUGAAUGCAGCUAUAACCCACCAUGCAACCAGGGCUGCAAAAAUAGCAUUGGUUCAUACAUAUGUGUCUGCAAUGAUGGAUAUGCCUUUACAAAUGAAAGUUUGACUUACUGUGAAGAUAUAAAUGAAUGUAUCAAACCAGAAACACAGACCUGCGCUCAAAUAUGUACGAAUUUAAAUGGGUCAUUUUUAUGUUCCUGCAAGGAUGGAUAUACAAUUGAAAGUAACAAUUAUGACUGCAAAAAUAAUAUGGACCUUGGUUCUGGCGAAGAAAGAGAGACAGAUCAAUUAUCAAUGGAAAUUACCUCAGAAACGUUGUAUACAGUUAUUGGAGUGUGUGCAGGUGGACUUUUAGCAAUUGUUCUAUUGAUAUUGACAGCCAUCUAUUGUAGGAGACGAACAUUGCAAGAGGAUGAAUGUGAUGGCUUUAAAUCUGUCUUCAGUACUAAUGUAGCGUAUGAGCAAAGUGUUGUAAAAGAUGCCGGUAAUUUGAAUUGUUAUCUCUCGAACAUCAAUAAUUCCAUAUUAAAAGAUGAAUUCCCUCGACAACGUUUGCAGCUUGGAAUAGACCUUGGUCAUGGACGAUUUGGUAAAGUAAUGAUGGCUCGCGCAUUGAAUAUUUCUGGCCAUGGAAACUGGGAAAUGGUAGCUGUAAAAACUUGUAGAGGUUCAGCUUCUGAUUGCGAGAAAGAAGAUCUAAUUCAGGAAUUGGACGUUAUGAGAAAGAUUCCUAAGCAUGAAAAUAUUGUUUUAUACUUAGGAUGUUGUACAAAACAAGAUCCAGUGUACAUUUUGAUGGAAUAUGUAAAGGGAGGCAAUCUGCAAUCAUAUUUACGAAAAUGUCGACCAAGUCAACAGACUGCAACCAGUGAGGAGAUUUCGCCACCUAGUGCAAAAGACUUGAAAAUGAUUUCAUUAGGAGUAGCUAGAGGGAUGAGUAAUUUACAUACAUGUGGAAUUAUUCAUCGUGACUUGUCAGCGAGGAAUAUCUUGAUUACUCCAAAUUUUACAUGUAAAAUCUGUGACUUUGGUCUCAGUAGAGAUGUUGAGGGUUGUGAUGUUUAUGAAAGGACAUCGAAGGGACCACUACCAAUUAGAUGGAUGGCGCCUGAAUCAUUAAAUGACCAAAUGUUUACAAAGAAAACUGAUGUCUGGUCAUAUGGUGUUCUAUUGUGGGAGAUCGUUACACUUGGAGCCACACCAUAUCCAGGAAUGACAGUAAGGGAGGUAAUUCAGGAUGUUACCAUGGGUAAAUGGUUACAGAAACCUUUUCAUUGCAAACAAGAACUGUAUCUAUUGAUGACAAGAUGCUGGGGCUCAGAACCUGCAAGUCGUCCAACAUUUAAAGAGAUUGUCUGUGAUGUGGAAUCUUUGCUUUCUCAGGAGGCAGAAUAUAUAGAACUGAAUACAUACCAAGAGGACAAAUAUAAUAUGUUGGAAAACACCUCUGAUGAACGCGUGUGAUUUUAUAAACGAAUUGACAGAAUUUUAGUAUCAUGAAAAUUUCUUUUUUAUACAUUAUAAUCUGGUGUCAUUAUCCAUUCUAUUAUUCCGUCAUAUACUUCUUUGCGAUCUCAGUCUGUUGACGAGUGAACUUCAUCUCGACGUCAUUAAUUAUAAAUGAACACAAAAUAAUAUAAUAUGAUUAUGGUAAGCGUAUUAACCUGAUGAAAGUUAUCAUUUGACAAAUAUUUGACUUAUUUAGUAAGCAUGAACAUAUAAGAUACAAAGCUUCAAUGUAUCCCGGAUUGCUAAGAUCAUUUCACAUUCAGAUAUAUUUCUGCUCAUUGUAUAGUCUUCCUGUGACAUGGUCACUUUCUUUCUAUCAUUAUCAAAUUUGUUUUCUA
Messenger RNA from Mytilus californianus (California mussel), 2139 nucleotides. Its product is annotated as tyrosine kinase receptor Cad96Ca-like. The record is from RefSeq and is a predicted model, not a curated record. Gene Ontology annotation, biological process: multicellular organism development; protein phosphorylation; cell surface receptor protein tyrosine kinase signaling pathway. Gene Ontology annotation, molecular function: calcium ion binding; ATP binding; transmembrane receptor protein tyrosine kinase activity. Lineage: Eukaryota; Metazoa; Mollusca; Bivalvia; Mytilida; Mytilidae. The transcript has 13 exons. Gene Ontology annotation, cellular component: signaling receptor complex. Bases 59 to 1756 code for a protein of 565 amino acids.